Molecule: messenger RNA, 986 nt
Organism: Mucor mucedo
Lineage: Eukaryota; Fungi; Mucoromycota; Mucoromycetes; Mucorales; Mucoraceae
Exons: 3
Coding region: 86-928 (280 amino acids)
Source: RefSeq, a predicted model, not a curated record
UUUUUUUUCUCCUUUAAGAUAGAAUCAGCUGCAAGAAGAAUAUAUUUUCCCUUCCUUCUUUUUAGUUUUUUUCUCAUCUCUGUACAUGACAAAAGCCAAAUUACGAGAUUCACCAGAAGCGAAACGCUGGCUUAUUGUCGGAGCCUAUCAAGCUGGGGCAACUGAAAAACAUGUUGCUCGCAUAUCAGGACUUUCGAAAACCGCUGUACGUAACAUCAUUUUAAAUUAUCAGCGUACUGGAACACCUUGUAUGCCAAAAAAGAUACCCAACAAGAUCAAGCAGAAACUGAUUGUUGAAUAUGACGAUAAUGGAGAGAUAAUCGAUUCAGAUGAUGAUAACGAAGAAGAAACAGUGCCACCAAUACAGCAGAAAAACGAGAGAUGUUUAAUGAACAGAAGAACGAUUAUGAAGAAGAAUACGAUUGCAUCCACAAGAAACUUAAUAAAGCGAUCAAAUAACACUAGUAUUGUCACGACAAAGGAUAUAAUAAAUUAUGCAAUGGACCAAAUGCGAAUAACGGAUAAUAAUCAUUUGAAUAUUAGCACACAAAAGCUUGCUGAAAAAAACGGAGAGUCCCCAAGUACACCAGUACCUUCAUGGCAUAGUUUAAGUAGUCCACCUCAACAACAUUAUCAAUCAUCUUCAUCUUCUUGUUCUUCUUUAUCGCCACCAUCAAGUAGUAGUAAAAAACGUUUAGCACCUCUUUCAAAAUUUGAUCAGACGAUACGUGGAUAUGAAUUAUGGACUCAUGAUGAUGACAUGCUUUUAUUGAAUCACGUCCUUCAUCACUUACACGGUGGUGGUUGGAAUGAACUUGAAGUGAGAUUUGAUGGAAGACACUCUGCUCGUCUUUGUUAUGAUAGGUGGAGACAUCUAAAGUCCCUGUUAUUGAAAGGAAUUACUGACAAACCAAACACACCAUGGUAACUCUUUAUUGUUUUAUUUAAUAAAAAUACAAAUAGUCCUUUUUUAUUAUCAUCAUUAU